Pocillopora verrucosa is the source of this 2811-nucleotide messenger RNA. Lineage: Eukaryota; Metazoa; Cnidaria; Anthozoa; Scleractinia; Pocilloporidae. The record is from RefSeq and is a predicted model, not a curated record.
AUGCAACAAAUAGCAGCAGAUUUCCAUGACGUUUUCACUGGAGAAGGAAAAUUUGAGAAGAAACUUCACUUAGAGUUGGACAUAACCAUUGAACCAGUGAAACAGCCUGUUAGAAGGAUUCCAGUGGCAAUGAAACCCAAGUUAAAGCAAGAGCUCACUCGUCUCGAAGAACUUGGUGUUAUCAAAGCAGUUGACACUCCAACAGAUUGGGUCUCAAGCUUGGUACUUGUUAAGAAGCCCAACGGCAAGCUUCGCGUGUGUAUCGACCCUCAGCCACUAAAUAAGGCUUUGAAACGCAGCCACUACCCUCUUCCGGUUAUCGACGAUCUCCUGCCGGACUUGUCAAAAGCUAAAGUCUUCAGUGUGUGUGACGUUAAAAACGGGUUUUGGCAUGUCGAGUUAGAUGAAGAUUCAAGCUAUCUAACAACGUUUGGCACUCCAUUUGGUCGGUACCGGUGGCUGAAGAUGCCAUUUGGCAUAUCACCCGCACCGGAAUAUUUCCAACAUCGUUUGGAUCAAGCCAUCGAAGGCCUUCCCGGUGUGCGCACAGUUGCAGACGACAUCCUCAUCUCGGGUGAAGGUGACACUGUGCAAGAAGCAGUGAAAGAUCACGACAAAAAACUGCUAACUCUACUUGAAAGGUGCCGCGAAAAGGGAGUGAAACUGAACAAGGAGAAGUUCAAGUUGAAGAUGACAGAAAUCCCCUACGUUGGUCAUGUGUUAACAAGAGAUGGACUAAAACCAGACCCAUCCAAAAUAGACGCCAUCAAAGGCAUGAGGCGACCAACAGAUGUGAAAGGUGUACAGCGGCUUGUUGGUAUAGCGAAUUACCUGACGAGAUUCUUAAAAAAGCUGGCAGACAUUUGCGAACCUCUUCGACAGCUAACGCGCAAGGAUGCAGAAUGGCACUGGAGCGACGUCCAUGAGAGCGCCUUUAAGAAGAUCAAAGAAGCAGCUUCCCAAGCACCUGUCCUCCGAUACUUUGAUCCCGCCAAAGAGACUGUACUUCAAUGCGACGCCUCGGACACUGGACUUGGAGCUACGCUUUUACAAAAUGGUCAGCCAGUGGCAUACGCAUCGCGAUCCCUGACGGAUACAGAACGCAACUAUGCGCAAAUAGAGAAAGAACUGCUAGCCAUAGUGUUUGGAGCCGAGAAGUUCAACCAAUACACUUAUGGUCGCAAAGUGAUUGUUGAGAGCGACCAUAAACCACUUGAAGUUAUUUACCGCAAACCUCUCGUGGCCGCCCCCAAGCGUCUACAACGAAUGCUACUUCGCCUGCAGAAGUAUAACCUCGAAAUUGGUUUCAAGCCAGGCCAGCACAUGUAUCUGGCAGACACACUCUCUAGAGCACCCCUUCCCAACACCACAUCGCGCGAUGAAGUGCUAACCAUCGACAAAGAAGUUGAAGAAAUACAUAUGGUCGAGUUUCUGCCACUCCGCAAAGCUAGCCUAGACGAUAUCCGUAAAGAAAGUCUGCGAGACAGCACGAUGCAAGCACUUCAGAAAGUCAUUCGAGAAGGGUGGCCUGAGACCAAGAUCGAUCUCCCAAAUGACGUCACGCCAUACUUCAACGUUCGUGACGAGCUAUCAGCGCAAGAUGGAAUUAUCUUCAAAGGAGACAGAUGUGUAGUUCCAAAAUCCCUCAGACCAGAAGUCCUAUCCAGAAUCCACCGAUCACAUAUUGGCGUGGAAGGAUGCUUGAGACGCGCGAGAGAAAGCGUUUUCUGGCCAGGAAUGAACACAGCUGUGAAGAACUUUGUCAGACAGUGUGAAACUUGUCGAACCUUUGAGAUCUCCCAGCAGAAGGAAACACUCCACCCACAUGAGGUACCUGACCGGCCAUGGUCCAAGGUUGGUGUUGAUCUGUUUGAGACAAACAACCGACAUUACCUCGUGACCGUAGAUUACUACAGCAACUACUGGGAAGUCGAUAGGUUGGAGUCCAGUACAACAUCUAAAGCUGUUAUUUACAAAUUGAAGCAACACUUUGCAAGGCAUGGCAUCCCGAACACUGUGUUUUCCGACAAUGGCCCACAGUUUGAUUCGGACGAAUUAAGGAGAUUUGCUCGAGAUUGGGAAUUCAAUCAUUUAACCUCAAGUCCCGGACAUUCGCAGUCCAAUGGUAUGGCGGAAAGCGCAGUCAAGACUGUGAAAAGGCUUAUUAAGAAGGCUAACAAAGAUGGAACAGAUCCUUGGCUCGCGAUCCUCGACCACCGAAACACACCCUCAGAAGGCAUGAAAAGCAGUCCAGCACAACGACUAAUGAGUCGUCGAACAAGGACCCUACUCCCAACAAGCGAGAAGCUCCUUAAACCCAAACUCGCCGAAAAUGUCCAAGAAGAAAAAUGGAAGACAAGAACCAAGCAGGCAUUUUACUACAAUAGAAACGCUCGAGAUUUGCCACCACUGAAAACUGGAGACUCAGUGCGCAUUCAGCCCACAAGCAACCCCAAGGCGCCCUGGAAGAAAGCCACUGUUCAGGAACAGGUGAACAUGCGAUCCUACAAAGUCCUCACAGAAGAUGGCUCUGCCCUUAGACGAAAUAGAAGGCAUCUGAAAGCAACUACAAAAGAGUCUCACACGCCAACAACCCAGAUGCCCAAGCAGACAGAACUUCCCUCGCCAUCUAAACACAUUGAACAAGAAACUAACGCCAGUGGUCACUCCAGCUCAGAAGUAGCGAAGCCACAGGAGCCAGCGAUCGAGCAGCCUGCGACUGAUCUAGCAUCGCAAGCUUCCAAAGGCAACCAGACUCGCAGUGGUCGAAUAACGAAGCCCCCGUCCUAUCUGAAAGACUUUGUUCGUUAA